Lucilia sericata (common green bottle fly) is the source of this 741-nucleotide messenger RNA. RefSeq lists its product as uncharacterized. The coding region runs from base 1 to 561 and encodes 186 amino acids. The record is from RefSeq and is a predicted model, not a curated record. The transcript has 4 exons. NCBI's taxonomy places the organism in Eukaryota, Metazoa, Arthropoda, Insecta, Diptera, Calliphoridae.
AUGUAUAUAGAUAGUAAACAAAAUAUGUUGACGGAGAUUUUAGGAGAAGUGCGCACGCUAAAACAGCAAAUCGGCAGACUAACAGAGGAAGUGGUAACCGUAAGAAAUGAAGUGCGUCAGUUAAAAUUAAUUUAUUCUGAGGAAAUUAAAACCAAUUUAGUGCCACCUUUACCCAUAAAAACUGUAAAACAGUUGGAAGAAUUACAUAAACAAAUAGAAGAGAACGUGGAUAUUGUAGCUCAAUUGAAAUACGUUAUUGGUAAAGUGGGUGGCGACAGCUCCAACUCGUUUGUCAGGAAUGCAAUUAAAAAAAUGCUGAGCGAUGAUGUGGCUGCAAAAUUGAGUUGGCGUGGAACGAACAGUAAGCCCAGUAUUCAGGAAUUCAAUAUAACGAAAAUUAUAACAAGUGUCUGCCAUUCAAAAUUUCCGAAAGCUGAUGAUGCAGGUAUAAAUAAGGUAUUACAACAACAUUUUGUUCAUGCUGGUGACCGUCUCAGAAAGAGUGACCGAACCAAAAAGAUUGAUGAAGCCAAGAAAAUUGACGAUUUGGCUGAAAAAUAACUUUAUUUUUUAAUAAUUUUUCUAUUGCAUAAUUAUUUCCAUUAUUCAUAUGUAUGUAUUUAUUUUCAUAAUUGAAUUCAAAUUUAUAAAAAUAACUUUAUUUUUUAAUAAUUUUUCUAUUGCAUAAUUAUUUCCAUUAUUCAUAUGUAUGUAUUUAUUUUCAUAAUUGAAUUCAAAUUU